Umbelopsis ramanniana AG is the source of this 927-nucleotide messenger RNA. RefSeq lists its product as uncharacterized. The record is from RefSeq and is a predicted model, not a curated record. The coding region runs from base 12 to 872 and encodes 286 amino acids. Gene Ontology annotation, molecular function: oxidoreductase activity, acting on the CH-OH group of donors, NAD or NADP as acceptor. Gene Ontology annotation, cellular component: cytoplasm. The transcript is spliced from 5 exons. Lineage: Eukaryota; Fungi; Mucoromycota; Umbelopsidomycetes; Umbelopsidales; Umbelopsidaceae.
ACACAAACAACAUGAAGAUUGACGGAUCUGUAGCAAUUAUUACCGGUGGAGCUUCUGGCAUGGGGAAGGCUUUGGCCGAGAAACUCGUCUCUCAAGGUGGCAAGGUUCUCAUUGCUGAUCGCGAUACCACCAAAGGCCCAGCAGUAGCGGACGAUUUGAACGAACGUUUCGGGGCAGGCAAAGCUAUCUUCCACGAAACGGAUCUCACCAAAUGGAAGACACUCGAAGCGGCGUUUGAGAAAACCAAGACAGAGUUUGGCAAAAUCAAUAUCGUCGUGAACAAUGCGGGCAUUGUCGAGACCUCCAGUUGGAUCAACGACAAUGACCCUCGGGAGGACAUGUGCGACUACUUGGUCCUGAAUGUGGAUCUGACGGCUGUUGCCAAGGGAUCCCGGCUGGCCAUCCAAUACUUUGCUAACAACCGAGACGUCGGUGAAGGUGUGGUCAUCAGCACCAGCUCGCUGUACGGUUUGUUCAAUUCCGGCAUCGUUCCCCUUUACGCUGCAGCCAAAGCCGGUGUGGUUUCUCUGGUGAAAAGCCACGCUAUGCAGAAGGAAUUCACCAAUACCAGACAUGUGGCUAUCUGCCCAUGGUUCGUCGAUACCCCGCUCCUUGAAGAGCAUUUCCGAGGGGCCCUGGCUUAUAACAAGGUCGAAUUGAUCCAGCCUGAACGCGUGGUCGAAGCGUUCGUCAUGGCCAUUGAGAACGACGACUUGAACGGUGCUAUCCUCAAGGUGUUCCCGGAUCAGACUUCAGUACAAGAAGAGGUGUUGAGCACGGAGGAUCUCACCCUAGCGAAGCAUGUUCGGGUCAUGGAGCAAUUUAUCCUCAAGCGACAAGAUGAAGCUAGGUUGAAUGAGACCAAGCCAUAGUCUGUAAUAAGGGCAUUUGGGUGUUAUAGUGAGUCAAUAAAAUACGCUAUUGUAU